AUGCGUAUUUGUGCGUCGUCUACAGCCCCAUCACGAGUUCCGGUUGCUAAGGCACAUCAACCCCCGUCUCUACAUUCCGGGAUUCCGGCGACUGGCGACUGCAAGAAUGUGGACCUUUCAGUACCCGUGCAUGCGCACAACUGCCGCUUUCCGGUUAAAAAUUUCGUGCGUGCUGCGUGCGCGUGCGCACGCGGUAGCCGGCCAGAGGGGGUAGGUGGCGGCGCACGCGAUUUGCUCCUUUUGUGCGAUUGCAGUUUACCACGAAUUCACGGCCGGUUUGAUUUGUGUAAGAGCAGUUGCAGCCGCCGGGACCCAGGAAUGCGGGUCGCGUGCCCGGCGAAGCAGAUCUUCCAGAAGGUCACCCAUGUCAUCUUCGACCUGGACGGGUUGCUGCUGGAUACCGAAAUUCUGUACACAAAAGCGGCCCAGAACGUAGUGUCCAAAUACGGCAAAUCCUACACACAAGAAAUAAAACAUAAAACGCUGGGCUUUCAAGGGGCCGACGCAGCCAAAGAAGUUGUCAAACUUUUAGAUUUGCCCCUGACAUGGCAAGAAUAUUACAAACUGGUCAAACAGCAGUACCCUGUUGUUAUGAGAAACGCGAAUUUCAUGCCAGGAGCGGAGCGCCUCGUCCGGCACUUCCACACGAAGCAGAUUCCUAUCGCCGUGGCAACGUCUUCCGGCCAAGACACCUAUGACAUCAAAGUAGAGCAUCACAAGUCCCUUUUCUCGCUUUUCAGUCACGUAGUGACCGGAGGCACGGAUCCUGAAGUCAAGAGCGGUAAACCGAGCCCCGACAUUUUCCUCGUGUGCGCGCGCCGGUUCAAGGAUUCGCCAAAGCCGGAACAGUGCUUGGUACUAGAAGACGCCCCCAACGGGGUCCAAGCCGCCGUCAAAGCGGGCAUGCAGGUGGUAAUGGUCCCUGAUAAGCAAAUUGAAGAAAAGGCCACUAAACUAGCGACACUUAAACUGAAUUCUUUAGAGGAAUUCAGGCCAGAGAUGUUUGGGUUGCCACCUUUAGAGUGAUGUACUACUUUGUAUUUAUUUUAUUAGUUGGUGAUUAAACUAUUUACACUUG
This is a messenger RNA of Zophobas morio, 1078 nucleotides long. Its product is annotated as pseudouridine-5'-phosphatase-like. The record is from RefSeq and is a predicted model, not a curated record. Gene Ontology annotation, molecular function: phosphatase activity. The transcript is spliced from 4 exons. Lineage: Eukaryota; Metazoa; Arthropoda; Insecta; Coleoptera; Tenebrionidae. Bases 1 to 1026 code for a protein of 341 amino acids.